Messenger RNA from Maudiozyma saulgeensis, 1026 nucleotides. The record is from the annotation of a GenBank genome assembly. NCBI's taxonomy places the organism in Eukaryota, Fungi, Ascomycota, Saccharomycetes, Saccharomycetales, Saccharomycetaceae.
AUGUCUGUCUUUGUUACUGGGGCUACUGGGUUUUUAGGAAAACAUGUUGUUAAUGAAUGUUUAGAGAAAAACUAUUCUGUUAUUGCUGCUGUUAGAACCCAAGAUAAAGGUGAUGCUUUGGUAAAACAAUUUAACAACCCAAGGUUAACAACUGUCGCUAUUGGUGAUCUUGAAAAAUUAGAUGCCUUCGAAGAGACUUUCAAGACCCACGGUAAGGAUAUUAAAUUCGUAAUUCAUUGUGCGUCUCCUGCCAAAUGGGAUAUUGAUAGUUACGAAAAGGAUCUUUUGAUUCCAGCACGUAACGGUGUUUUAGGUAUUUUAGAAUCUAUUAAGAAAUAUGCUGCUGAUUCUGUUGAGCGUUUUGUCAUGACAUCUAGCUUUAUGACACUUACUGAUUUUUCAAAGAUUCAAGAUAGUUCUGUUACUUUCAACGAAGAUUCUUGGAAUCCAACCACAUGGGAAAGUUGUCAAACAGACCCAUUAUCAGCAUAUGCUGGCUCUAAAACUUUUGCUGAAAAAGAAGCAUGGAAAUUUUAUAAGGAAAACAAAGAUAUUGUCAAAUUCAAGCUUUCAACUGUAAUUCCAUCUUAUAUCUUCGGACCUCAAGUAUUUGACGAGGAUGUUCACGAACAUUUGAAUGCUUCUAACGAGACUAUUAACCAGAUCAUCCAUGCUACCAAAAUGGAAGAUAUUUCUCCCCUAAGUACUCAAUGUUGUCAUGUUCGUGAUGUUGCUAAGAGUCAUGUUCUGGCAAUUGAAGAAGAAAAUUUAGCUAAUGAACGUUUAUUUGUCACUUCAGGUGCAUUUGAUGUUCAAGACAUUUUGAAUUACUUGAAUGCCGAUUUCCCUCAAUUAGAAGGUAAGAUUCCAAUUGGUAGUCCUGAUAAGGCAGUUGAACAUCAUCCUCCAGGUGCCGUUGUUGAUAAUAAGAAGACGAGGGAGUUAUUAGGAUUCCAAUUAAGAACAUUGAAGGAUUGUAUUGAUGAUACUACUAUUCAAGUUUUAAAACAUGAAGGUAGAUUAUGA